AGUGGCUGCCUGGAGGAGGGCACAGCAGAUAGAGGAACCAAAAUAGGAGGGAGGGACAUAACGAUGUGCAUAGAAUUUCAAACCUGCCUUUUCCGUUGUUCACUUUUCCUGAACCCUUCUCGCUCUCUUCUUUUCUUAUUUCGACUGCUUUUUCUUUGCUUCAUCUCCAUUCUUUCAUUCAUAUCUCUCUCUCUCUCUCUCUCUCUCUCUCUCUGGGCUGAAUUGAAAGUGCUGCUAGCUGGGCUGCCUGAGGUGGUUGAUGGAUAUUGAGGCCUUGUGGGCAGUUGGGGGGUACUGCUUUCUUCUCUCUUCUCCGUCCAGUAAUUGCAUUUGCAUGGCAACAACAACAACAACAACAAUUCGUCCGUCGCCGCAGAUCGCCACCGCUGCCUGCUGGAAACCUAGCCAUCAUCAUCAUCAAUACCUAGUUUUGCUCAUCCUGUUUCUUUUUCUUCUGCUCAUCACCCCUUCUCCAGCGCAGCAGGGGCAGCUGCUUCAUUCUCCCAUCUCCGUCAAAAGGGUAGUUUUGGAUUCCUACUCCACUUCUUCCACCACCACCACCACCACCGUGGAUCUGCAGCAGCCAGAAGAACAAGUAGCGAAAAUAGGCCACGACGACUCGAGGCCAAGGUGGAAGCCGAGGAGAGAUGAGCAUCAGUUUGGAGCUGAGGAGCAUGAGGUCCCCAGCGGUCCCAACCCCAUCUCCAAUUAGAUCCAUGGCCUAGCUACUAAGCUAGUACAAUAUUAUUAUUAUGCAUAAUGAAUUAGGUGAGAGGGUUUUGAAUUUUCCAUAUCUAAAUACCUACCUAGCUAGCUAGUACAAAGAAUGCUGAUAUAUAUAUGUGGGAUAAUGUUCAUACAAAAGCGUGGAGUGUGGGAGAGAUGGAUGGAUGGAUCUGAAACAAUUAAGUAUGUUUUGUGAAACUGUCCAGCGAUGAAGUUUUGUAACUUCCUUUCUCCUCCUCCUCCUCCUUCUUCUUCUGGUUUUCUUUCUUUCAUUUUUAAUGUAUAUUUAUUAUUGUUUGGUGGGUUUAUGGUUACAGAGUUUGCCAUCCAGUCGUCCACCACCAUUAAUGCUGAUUUUGUCUUCAGGUGAAGGCCAGGGUUUGUUGUUGGGUUUUUGUUUUGUUUUGUUUUUUCUUUCUUUCUUCUUUUUAAUUUGUUGGCUUCUUUCAGUUUCAAAUUCACCCCAUUGCUAGCUAUUUGAGAGUACAAAAAGAGACAUACUGCUAUCUAGUGGGGAGAGAGGAGGGAGGUAUUAUGUAUAGCAACAGCGCAAACAAAGAAGAUUGAAUAUG
Linum trigynum is the source of this 1298-nucleotide messenger RNA. NCBI's taxonomy places the organism in Eukaryota, Viridiplantae, Streptophyta, Magnoliopsida, Malpighiales, Linaceae. The record is from the annotation of a GenBank genome assembly.